AUGCUGCCCGUGCAGAAAAGGCCGCGAGGAGGCCGACAUUACUGCUCCGCCUGCGCCAAAUCUUUCUCCAAGAAGGAGCACCUCACCCGACAUAUACGCUCCCACACUCGCGAACAGCCUUUUCCCUGCCAAUUUUGUGGCAAGCGGUUCGGUCGCAAUGAUACCCUCACUCGCCAUACCCGAUCCCACCACCCUUCCCAGAUCCAUCCCCUCGCACAGGUUCCGGGCACGCACAAGUCAAGCCCAGGAGAAGUCUCUCAGGAUUGUCUCCAGAGCGCCGCUUCCUAUGUCCUCCAGGCUGGACACCCAGCCGAGCAGAAUGUUUCAAGGCGAAGCUCCUACGCCUCUGGGCCGGAUACAACCCAGCUAGACUCAUUACCACCGUCUGCGCCUGAAAUGACUGCACCCUUGGCCCUCGAGACAGUGUCUCUGUCGGACAUGAGCUCCGCCGACCAUGACGCCUCUCCCUUUCCUCUCCAGCCCGUCCAUCCCCCGGAUUCAAGAGAAAUGGGACGCAUUAAGGAUGAUGUAUUCAGUGACUACUAUUUCUGCUCAGACCCAUCCACAUGGCUGAAUGCGAGAGACUUCAAUCUGGAGCUAGACUCGGCCAACUUGAAUGCCACCUUUUCUUUCUCUCCCGAUCACCUCCAGCAAGAUUUAGGCGGACGAAAUGAGGUGAACAUUAUUGAUGACCUGCAUCACCCUCCAACCACAAUCAUAUCCCACAAGGAAGACCUUGUUCGUCGGCAAUGGUUCACCUUCGUGGACCCCGUUGAUACCGGCGACGUGACUCCGGAGAUUGAAACCGAGCAGACUCGCAUCGAUGAAAGCUUCCGAGAAGACUUACAUAAACGCCUCUGCCGACUUCCUCCGAGUACACCACUUCCAUCUGCUGACUUUUUAAACCAUUGCCUCCGCAGCUAUUUUACUCGCUUUCAUCCUAUUUUCCCGAUCCUCCAUGUGCCAAGCUUCCGGUUGUCCAGGAACAACACUCUGCUGUUGAUGUCCAUCUGCACCGUGGGAAGCCUAUUCUCAGGCUUUCCUCGUGCGGCUGUUCUUGGACAAAAGAUCUUCGAUCGCCUGAAUAAAGCCGCGUUGGCCUCGUGGGAGAAAUAUGUAUCGCGGGGCCCACAGACCGCGCUUGUGAUCAUUCAAGCUGCCUUAAUCGGACAUACGUAUGCAAUGUUAUCAGGUCAACCCUCGAAUCUGUUGACUAUGCAAUCAUUCCAUGGAACCAUCAUCACGUGGGCGAAAACAUGCCGUCUCUUCAAUCAAAACUUGGGGCCUCCCAGUCUCGGCGAUGGUGGCGACCAGGAUCUCGAAGGAUCAUGGAGAUUAUGGAUCCAGAAUCAAGAACAAGCAAGGGCCGUGGCAGCGCUUCACAUCCACGACACUGAGUACUGCACGCUUUUAAAUGUAGAGCCUCUCCUGCGACAUAUCGCGUGUCAAAUCCUUUAUAUAUCUCCCAGGCGGUCUUGGGAAGCCGCCACCGCCCAAGAAUGGCAGGAAUCUCUGAAAAAUGAACCCACAGACUUGACCGAUGUACGACGUACCCCAUCAUCUGGCCAAACAUUUCUGUAUCCGAUGCUUGCAGAAGAACAUGGGUUGAACUCCUUUGGUAUCUAUUGCAGACUGGAAAACAUUUCAGGGUCCAUCUCCGCAGCUAAAAUGCUGGGUUCUUGGCCUGCUUCAUCUGCCCACGCUGAAAUGAGUCUAUUGGAAUUUCACGAUACCUACCUCCGACAUAGCAUUGACGAUGCUACUGCAGCAGACGAUCCCUACAGUCUGGAAAUUCUCUGGCAUUCAGCUUUUAUUCUCAUGUCAGCUGACCUGAAUCGCCUGGAGCUGGCUCUCGGGCGACAGGGCUAUAUGGAGUCACAACUGCACCUAGAUCACGCGAAGAGUUGGGCACGAUCUAGAAAUGGGGCCCGCUGUGCCGCCCAUGGUGCCCUUAUUCUUCGAAAAUCGGAAGUGGUGCCCUUGGGAAGUAAUGUCGCAAUUCAUGUACCUCGUGUAUUAUACUGGGCUGCCCUGGUUUGGUAUUGCUUUUUGGAGUUUGCAAGGGACCAAUCCACCCAACUCGCAUACGAAGACUUGCGCUUCGAAGAGUUUAACAGGCUUGGAAUCAGAAUUCCUGACCUACUUCUUGGGGAAGAAUGGGCAUUGGACAAUUUCAAGAAAAUUUGCUUCGUUGAUGAUUUCUCUGGUUCACAGGGAUGGGAAAGUGGGAUGAAAAGGGGUUACGAGUAG
Molecule: messenger RNA, 2250 nt
Organism: Penicillium daleae
Lineage: Eukaryota; Fungi; Ascomycota; Eurotiomycetes; Eurotiales; Aspergillaceae
Exons: 8
Coding region: 1-2250 (749 amino acids)
Biological process (GO): DNA-templated transcription; regulation of transcription by RNA polymerase II
Cellular component (GO): chromatin
Molecular function (GO): DNA-binding transcription factor activity, RNA polymerase II-specific; zinc ion binding; RNA polymerase II cis-regulatory region sequence-specific DNA binding
Source: RefSeq, a predicted model, not a curated record